This is a messenger RNA of Propithecus coquereli (Coquerel's sifaka), 1077 nucleotides long. RefSeq names its product haloacid dehalogenase-like hydrolase domain containing 1 (gene PUDP). Gene Ontology annotation, molecular function: phosphatase activity. The coding region runs from base 26 to 727 and encodes 233 amino acids. NCBI's taxonomy places the organism in Eukaryota, Metazoa, Chordata, Mammalia, Primates, Indriidae. The transcript has 4 exons. The record is from RefSeq and is a predicted model, not a curated record.
CCCCCUAGACCGAGAAGGCGGCACCAUGGCUGCGCCCCCGCUCGCGCCCCCGCCGCGCCCCGUCACCCACCUCAUCUUUGACAUGGACGGCCUUCUUCUGGAUACUGAACGGCUGUAUUCAGUGGUGUUUCAAGAAAUAUGUGGCCGCUACGGGAAGAAUUACACCUGGGACGUGAAAUCCCUGGUUAUGGGUAAGAAGGCGCUGGAGGCCGCGCAGAUCAUCAUAGACGUCUUGCAGCUCCCCAUGUCCAAGGAGGAGCUGGUGGAAGAAAGCCAAGCCAAGUUAAAGGAGCUGUUCCCCACGGCUGCGCUCAUGCCAGGAGUUGAAAGACUCAUUCGCCACCUUCGAAAACACAACGUACCCUUUGCCGUCGCCACCAGCUCUGGGUCUGUGUCAUUCGAAAUGAAGACAAGCAGACACAAGGAAUUCUUCGGUUUGUUCUGUCACAUCGUUUUGGGAGAUGACCCAGAAGUGAAGAGCGGGAAGCCGGAGCCUGACAUAUUCCUGGCUUGUGCCAAGAGGUUCUCCCCGCCUCCUCCCGUGGAGCAGUGCCUUGUCUUUGAAGAUGCUCCCAACGGGGUGGAGGCGGCCCUGGCAGCCGGGAUGCAGGUGGUUAUGGUUCCAGACGGGCACCUGAGCCGGGACCUGACAGCAAAGGCCACGCUGGUGCUGGACUCCCUGCAGGACUUCCGGCCCGAGCUGUUCGGGCUGCCCCCCUACGAGUGAGGGUGGGCGUGUCCUGCACUCCCAGCCCACGCCGGGGCCAUGCUGCUGGGCAGGCCACAGCACUGAAGCGGCAACCUGCAUAUUGAUCCUGGCCUGUUGAAACUUGCCUUUCUUCCUGUUGGCUUGGCCCGCUCCGUAAAGUGUUGAUAAGACAGGGCUUGGCAGUUGACAGAAAACAAAGUAGAGAUAGCUCAGAACAGAGGUGAAACUUGAAUUAUCAUCUGAAAAAUCAAGCUGGUGUAGUCUGUGAUAAAGCGAAUAGACAUGCAUGUGUAUACCAGUGUGCUAACAUGCAUGUAGGCUUUAUAUAUAUAUGAAGAGGUGUAUAUGUAUAUAUAUAUGCAUGCAUG